Molecule: messenger RNA, 981 nt
Organism: Trichosporon asahii var. asahii CBS 2479
Lineage: Eukaryota; Fungi; Basidiomycota; Tremellomycetes; Trichosporonales; Trichosporonaceae
Exons: 3
Coding region: 1-981 (326 amino acids)
Molecular function (GO): protein binding
Source: RefSeq, a predicted model, not a curated record
AUGGCACCCCCUCCGGCCCCCUUCCACAUUCUCCGAGCACACCAAGCACCAGUCUCGUGUGUUUCCUUUACUCGAGGCAAUGCCUUGUUGCUCGCAGGCGACCAGGAAGGCUAUGUGUCCGUCUCGGACCUCGGCACGCGCCGAGUCGUGGCUUACUGGAAGGCGCACGAGGGCGGCGUCCUAAACGUAGAAGAGCUGGAUGGGCAAAUCUUAUCAGCACUGAUGGCACUGCCGAACUUGGUCGACUCGGAGCUGAUCGAUAUCUAUGCGAUGCCGAGCGGAAAACGCCUCCACUCCAAGAUCAACUAUGAGGCUGCUGCGGGCAAGACCGAAACAGGCAAUACGAGGUCCGGCCUCGUCAUGGCCGUUGCGCUACGGGUGAUUGGGGAUCGACUUGCUCUAGUGUCGGGAUACGAGGACGGGCGACUGGAAGUGUGGGCGUGUGAUGUCACCUCGCUCGACAAGCUGUGGGACGGAAAGGCGUCGGCAGACUCGGCGCGGCCAUGGCAACGGCUGUGGACGGGCAAGGCUCACAACGAGGCUCCCGUGGACCCAGCGUUCACGCGCGCCUUCACCGUGUCAGCUGACCACCUCCUCUGCCGCGUCGACCUCGGCACGAUUCUUUCUGGCGAGCCUGCGACAGUAAAGGUGGAGAGCUACAGCACGAAGCAGAUCGGGAAUUCGUCAGUCGCAGUCUCGCACGACGGAAAAGUCGUUGCCGUCGGAGGAUGGGAUGGGCGGAUACGGCUCUUUUCUGCCGCAACCUUCAAGCCGCUGGGCAGCCUCAGCUUUCAUCGCGAGAGCGUGCAGGCGCUCGCCUUUGCAAGGGCAGACGCAAAGCUUCUGACGCAAGACGAUACAAUCGAGCUGGGCGAGUCCGACUCGGACGAUGAUGACGACGACGGAGUGCCCCGAGACCAAUGGCUUGCGAGCGGGGGCAAGGACCGGCGCAUUGCGCUGUGGGGCCUGAAAAAGUUUUGA